This is a messenger RNA of Seminavis robusta, 2439 nucleotides long. Lineage: Eukaryota; Bacillariophyta; Bacillariophyceae; Naviculales; Naviculaceae. The record is from the annotation of a GenBank genome assembly.
AUGCCUUGCUACUCGAAUGCACCUGUUCUGUUGCUGCUGCUAGUCCUAUCUUUAUCAGGACAGGCCUUUGCUUGGCAGACCCAACCAAGAUGCCAGCAUAUUCGAAGAAGCGAGAAAAGAUUUCUGGACUCCUCGAGCAAACUGCAGCUCUGCUCGGCAGUGGAUCAGAAUCAGGGUGUUGGGACUCAAUCUAGAUGGAAAGAUGUGGUCAAAUUGGACUUGAAUGACAAUGCCGUUCCCCGUCUACAGCAGCAACUGCACCAACAACAAUCAAAUGAUUCUCUUCUGGACAACAAAUCAGACGAGCCAAUAGCUCUCCAGGUAGAGGGGUAUCUCACAUCACAGCGAGGCUUUGGCAAUUCCUUUUGUUUCUUUGAUAUUUCUCGAAGGGGUGUACAAGUUCCAGUGCAAGCCAUGUUCAAACGGCAAGCCUUUUUGUGCAGCAAUUUCGAUGGAUUCAUGAAAAGUCUGGUGCCCGGUGUACGCCUUUGCAUUACUGGUCCAGUGGCUCCCACCAGGAAUCCGGGAGAGGCAUUGAUAUUGGUGCAAGAUAUGAAGAUACAGGGACUACCUCACAACCCACAGCAUGUCAGGAAACUGCUUCGGUUGGUUAGCGAGGGCUUGUUGGAUGCCAGUGAUCUGGCCAAGGCGACUCAGGUAGACGCCACUGAGCUGGCCAACGAGAUUGAACAAGCGACGAGGAGCCAAACUCCACCGUCGCCCAAGGCUUUUAAUGGCUUGGCCAAACGCAUUCUACUGGAUUUAAAGGAGCAACAUGACAACGACGAGGCAUAUCCAUGUUUUGCUUCAGAUCACAAGUACACGACAAAUUUGCCGUUGGCUCCCCCCGAUAUCCGACAACCUCCUCCUGCGUUCAUUUCAAACAUCCAAGAAGAAUCCUAUUCCAAAGAAGAUCACGACACGCUUAGAAUAGUCUCGGAAUCCAUGUCCGUGCAGGAUGUUCUACUAGAGCAAGACGGGCGCUUGCAAAACAGUUUUGAUGCUGCAUCAAAGAACUCUGUAUCAACCACCACAAUUGACAUGGUCGGGUGGGUUCAAAAUCGUCGGCGAUUUCGGGAUUCUGUCACUGUCUUGGAAGUGGUUGACAGCAUGGUUCCAGUGGGUGCUGCUGCCGACAAUAUUCCUGAUCAGAACCUUGCUGAGGAUCAAAUUGAUGCCCUAUGGAAUCAAAGGCUGAAAUGCGUUAUAAAUCCACAGGUUCUGUUCUGCCAAAACUCCACACGGGCAAACAUGUAUGGCCAGUUGCUCGCUCCAGGCUCCCAAGUGAGGAUGGUGGGAUCCAUUGUGGCGACAGCAGCGCAUGAGAAAACCGGUAACAGCGUACCAUCGGUCAUGUGGGUACAAAAUGUGGAGUUGUUGCACUCCAGCUGGCGACCGAGCUCUGUUCAGUAUCUGAUAGAACAAGCAGUCGCACAAGAAAUCAAGCUGAUAGAAGCUGCUCAAGCUCUCAAGAUACCAAACGAGAAAAUGGGCAGCAUAGUUGCUAUGAAUGAAGCGACGACGAGGGAGUGGGAAGCUGCCGAGAUCUCGAGAAAACUACAACAGCAAGCGAUGGACCUAUCGAGGCAGGUGGGUCCAGAAGCUCUCAAAGUUAUUGAUUGCUACGCAUACCUGCGAGAACAGUAUCCAAUUCACGACGUUGCGGAUAACCCGAAAGCUGCUCUAGAGGCCACUGACUUUAUGUCGAAUCGAAGCAAUCGGUGGAAGCGAAAAAAAGAACCCCAAUUGGAUUGCAUGUCCCAACAGGUAGUUGACGUUUUGCAGCGUCGCCACAGCAGCAACGAUACCAUUCGAAUCCUUGAUUGCGGGGGAGGCAAGGGAUUUCUGGCCAACCACCUGGCGAGGACUCUCGGGAAUUUGGGAUUUGAUGUACGGAUUCUAGUUGUCGAUGUUGCCGAGAGCGCCAUCAAGAAUGGAAGAAGGCGGACGGAGAAUCAAAAUCUGACCGAUAUUGUGGAAUACGUUUUGGCAGACGCCAGCACCGUCGACGUGAGCAGCUACAUUGAUGGCGUGGACCUCGUGGUGGCACUUCAUGCAUGUGGUGCUUUGACGGAUGUUGCCUUAGGACAUGCAAUCAACCACGAAGCAUCGUUCGUUAUCUGCCCUUGCUGCUUUUGUUCCAAUCCGAGCUUACGAGUACCACACCAAAAUCGGCGAAAUGCGACCCAAGAAUCGAAGAAGCUGCUUCCGGUGGAUGAAUGGUUGAACAUCGACUCUCGACGAUUCGAUCUAUUGAAGGGUCUGGCUGAGCUCCAGAGUGAUAUUACGUUGUCGAACCAAGCGGUACAUACGAUUUGCGGGAUGCGUCUGGCAGCAGCUGAGCGAAACACAGCGGUCCCAAUGAAGCUAUCGCUUCGAGCAUUCCCUGUCGCUUUCUCUACUCGAAAUUUCUGUCUUAUUGGAGAGACAAGAUCAUAG